Molecule: messenger RNA, 681 nt
Organism: Aspergillus brunneoviolaceus CBS 621.78
Lineage: Eukaryota; Fungi; Ascomycota; Eurotiomycetes; Eurotiales; Aspergillaceae
Product: putative RNA binding protein Pym
Exons: 1
Biological process (GO): exon-exon junction complex disassembly
Cellular component (GO): exon-exon junction complex; cytoplasm
Molecular function (GO): RNA binding
Source: RefSeq, a predicted model, not a curated record
AUGGCAACCAACAAGACCGGGGGCGUCACCUCAUCCGGUAUCGCCACCAACGAAACCACCGGAGAGCGCUACAUCCCCUCCUCCACCCGCGCGGAUGGGUCCAAGCGUCGCGAGAUCCGCGUCCGACCGGGCUACCGUCCCCCCGAGGAUGUCGAACUCUACAAGAACCGCGCGGCCGAAGCCUGGAAGAACCGCGGCAAGACCGGCGGUGGUGUGCCGGGCGCCGAAGGCCUUAAGCCCGUCGGGGACUCUGACGCCAACAAAUCGGGCACCGCAGCCAGCAACAAGAACGCCAAACGCCGCGAGGCGCGGAAGAAGGCCAAGGCGACCGGUCAGGACUCACCGGGCGCAGCCAAGGACGUGACGCAGAUUGAAAACUGGCGCGCUGCUGCUGCGACUGCGACUACACCCAACGGCGGCGCGAAGAAGGAAGCGGAAGGCAAGCAGCCCACCGAGGCAGAGCAGGCACUGGACCCCGAAGCAGAGAAUGAGAAGAAGGCCCGCAACCUGAAGAAGAAAUUGAGGCAGGCCCGCGAUCUGCGCGACAAGAAGAACCAAGGCGAGGCUCUGCUGCCCGAACAGCUUGAGAAGGUCAUCAAGAUCCAGGAACUCGUUCGGCAGCUCGAUGCGCUGGGGUUUGAUGCCAAUGGGGAUAAGAAAGACGCUUCUGCAGAAGAGAAG